This is a messenger RNA of Mesorhabditis belari, 543 nucleotides long. The record is from the annotation of a GenBank genome assembly. NCBI's taxonomy places the organism in Eukaryota, Metazoa, Nematoda, Chromadorea, Rhabditida, Rhabditidae.
AUGUCAGUUGCGACAAAAAGACGAUUUAUGCAGAACAAAGUCGACUCCGAGUACUUUGAGCCGAAGGAGGGUGAUAGAAUAGCCAUGGUACGCUCAUCAAGAGGGAACAACUUACACGAGGUAGAAGAUGAAUUUGGAAACAUUUAUCUCGCGUCGAUGCCGCUAAAGUUUCGGAAGUCGGUGUGGGUGAUGCGAAACCAGUUUGUUGUCUUGCAACCCAUCGAAGAAGGUGAUAAGGUGAAAGCAGAAAUCGAUCACAUCCUUGAUGAAGAAAACGUGCUGCAUUUGCGAGAAAAGAAAAUUUGGCCGGAAAGAUUCGAAGCACAAGCCAUUCAGAUGACUCGAAAUGCUAAAAAGGGUGUCGAAGAGAAAACUGAGAGCAAUUGGAUAGAUGAUGAUAUGUUACCUUCUAGUGGUGAAGAUUCAGACGAAGAGGAAGACACAGAAAGUGAAUCAGAGCACGAACAAAAAGACGAUAAUGCGAGUAAAUCUGGAACAUUCGAACAUUAUAAUCCAAACCGAAAAAAUGUGCCUGGGCAUUUA